Molecule: messenger RNA, 2132 nt
Organism: Saccostrea cuccullata (small rock oyster)
Lineage: Eukaryota; Metazoa; Mollusca; Bivalvia; Ostreida; Ostreidae
Product: transcription factor ETV7-like
Exons: 11
Coding region: 158-1600 (480 amino acids)
Biological process (GO): cell differentiation; regulation of transcription by RNA polymerase II
Cellular component (GO): nucleus
Molecular function (GO): sequence-specific DNA binding; DNA-binding transcription factor activity, RNA polymerase II-specific
Source: RefSeq, a predicted model, not a curated record
AUACAUAUGAAAACAAAAUACACACAUACAAAAAUAGUGUUGUUGAUCUAAUUUAGUCCGAGUUCUAUUUUCAAAAACAGCGUCUUGCGACAAUAGAGAAUCUUGUGGAAUGAAGGGAACUCUCGCGUGAGGAAGGAAGUCCUAGCAGGAAAUAUACAUGUCGUUAAAGAUCCCAAUGUUUACCUCGUGGUCCAGCUACCCACAGCGGCAGACGACAGUCCUACCUCAACCAGUGGUUCCCGCCAGUUUAGCUAAGCAUCCCCAACAAUGGACCAAGGAAGAGGUGGCAGCGUGGCUCCGGUGGUGCGGGGAGGAGUACUCGAUAGAGGCGGUUCCCGCCGACAAGUUUGACAUGAAUGGAAAAGCUCUGUGUCUUUUGAAGAGAAGCGAUUUUAUGGAGCGAGUGCCAAAGAAUGGAGACCUCCUGUUCAAUGCAUUAAAUAAGCUUGUGCAGAAAAACUCAGGUACCUUUGAGGGUCAAUCCCAGUCAGGAUCUCCCUACCAAAAUAUCUCACCCUCACCGUCCACAUUUCAGAUCCCACAGCAGUUUUCUUCGCCAGAUCAGACUAACGGUGGGCUAGUUCUUAUAUCCCGGUCCAAUGCCCAGACAACACAAGUGUACACUACCAAAGUGAGGCCGUUUGUUCCCAUACUUCCACAUCCGGCGAAUCACAUCCCAAAACAAGAGAUACCCCCUGUAACCACUGUACCAGGUAGGAUUUUAAGUCCUGCGCCCAGUCCCUCCGACACCGGAAGUGGAUCUGACGUAGAUUCCUGUACAGAAUAUGACGAUCGCAUGACGUGUAGAAAUCCAAUUCAGCCAUUGCAAUUGAACUACAUGAAUCAGCUACGCCCAACGAUGGCCACAGGUUCAGAGCUUGUUCCAUUUCUACGAAGCAAGGAAUCAGGUAUGAAUUGCCGACUGUUAUGGGAAUUUAUAUACCAGCUUCUCCAAAACCCAUACUACAAAGAAUAUGUCUGUUGGGAAAAAUUAGAUGACUAUGUUUUCAGGAUCAACAACCCAACAGGAUUGGCACAACUCUGGGGUCACCAGAAAAACCGAACGAACAUGACUUACGAGAAACUCUCUCGGGCACUCAGAUAUUAUUAUAGAAUGAAUAUCAUCAAGAAAGUCUCUGGAAAACGACUUACAUAUAAAUUUAUGCAACCUCCUUGCAAUAUACAGAAAGGCCAAAGGGGAGCAAAGCCCCACAGCCGAUCAAAUUUGUUAUCCUCGUGUAAAGACGAAGAAGUAGAUGAUUUUGAUGACGACAUGCGCACAGACGACACUUUAUCGUCAGAAUUGUCGCAGGCUUCAAUAGAAUCAAGAGCUAUCAAACUCGAGAUUCCGGACUGCCACGAGUUCUCACGAACGGACGUUUCCCGGGAUAAACUUACGAGGAGUAUGUCGUACCCGGGAAUGGUGCAUCUGUCCUCGACCAGUAACUCCGCCGAUGCGAUGGAUCAACCAAUUGACUUUACAAUGACAACGCUAAAGCGAAAAGAAAAGUCUGUUGAUGACAGUGCUUCAUCUCCAAGGACAUGUACACAAAUGAGUUUUCCACUAACCAUUAAUGACGCCUUGUCAACCAACAGUUGACCAAUCACUGUAUUGGGUGGGGUCGUCAACAGUUGACCGAUCAUUGUAUUGGGUGGGGUCACCAACAGUUGACCGGUCAUUGUAUUGGGUGGGGUCGCCAACAGUUGACCGAUCACUGUAUUGGGUGGGGUCACCAACAGUUGAUCGAUCACUAUUGGGUGGGGUCACCAACAGUUGACCGAUCACUUUAUUAGGUGGGGUCGCCAACAGUUGACCGAUCACUGUAUUGGGUGGGGUGCUCUGUGUAUAUUCAGUGGUUUGUGAUUUUCUAGGGUUGUUCUCAAAGUGCAACUGAAACCGGUGCUCAUUGUUGACUGUGAAAGACUAACGCUACUGUGUCAGAAGUGCAAGUGAUUUUUUUAUACAAAUCCUCAAUUUUACUAUUGAUAUCAAUAGCAAGACUGUGUUAUGCGAUUUCAUAUUGUAAAGGGAAUCGCUCUUAUGGUUUUGUAAAUAUGUGGUCGUUAUUAUUUGAUAACGUAAAUACUGAUUUAAAAUCGAUUACGUGAAAUAAAAUGUCAUUCAUAACGUC